Molecule: messenger RNA, 2337 nt
Organism: Diaporthe batatas
Lineage: Eukaryota; Fungi; Ascomycota; Sordariomycetes; Diaporthales; Diaporthaceae
Exons: 7
Coding region: 323-1945 (540 amino acids)
Source: RefSeq, a predicted model, not a curated record
CUCGUGGCGUGCCGCUAUUCGCCAAUUAUCUAGGCAGACAUUGCUGGGCCCGACUGGAAGUGCUUUAUCACGCUGCAGCUUGUAGAUUGCAGGUGCACAGCCGCUUUCUCAUUCUAAAUGCCUGAGACCUUGACAAAAAACCAUAUCACGAAGUCGACCAACGAUAUAGUAGUCUUUGCUGCCAAUCCUCCAAAGCUAUCUUCCAGUGUGAGGACCUCGGGCCAAGAUCACGGGACUCGCAAGAGCAGACCUGGUGGUCGUCAAGUACUCCGAGGUUAUCUAUGAUUCGCAGCUGGGUCUACCGAGGUAGUGGUUUUGCGCUAUGCAAUCAAGUAGGAAUACAUUGAGCGCUUGGUAUACGUCCGGCAGCGAUACCGGUCACUAUGCAUCCGCCCUCGAAGCAUGCCGAAAAUCGAGGCUGCGAUUGACAAACUUUGAAAUGACUGCCGAGGAGGAAGCUAUUGUGCUCAGACCACCGACUGAUGGCAAUGAGGUCAAGGUCAGAAUCGAGUUCGUCCUAAUGGACCUUCAGAAGCGCGAGAAGAGGCCCGCAUGGUUAGAGAAGACCCGUAAUUUCUUCCAGGGCUUUUGCAAGGUUAUCGACAAGACCUCGGCACUGGUUCAACCGAUGUUGCCACAGAGUGCAGAGUACACUGUCACCUUUGGACUACUCGUUCUCCUGUUUCGGGCUGUUGUAACCAAAAGUGACAGAGAGGAGGCGUUGAUGGAGCACCUAGACAAACUGUCUGCGAAACUACCAGUCAUUGACUUUUACAACACCACGUUUCCUACUGCUCAGAUGAAGUUCACGAUUUCCAAAGUCUACGCCGAAGUAAUGGGAUUCUUCGAUAAUGCCCUGACGUACUACCACGGCGGGCGUCUAGCAAAACUCGCCGACGCACUCUUCCGCACGAAGCCCAAGUUUGAAGAGUCUAUUACCACAAUCGAGAAGGAGGUUAACAAAAUGCUUGACCUAAAGAAUGUGGCACAUGAAGCACAGACAGCAGACAUCCAAGUGAUAGUGACUAAGAUGGAACAAGAUAUUGUUACGCUACUGCAAGACGGAGCCCAGAAGUCACAGGCCGACGACAUCCAAAAGAUCCUAAACAGCACUGGAAAAGACUUGUUACGACUGCAGGAUAGUAUGCAAUACAUUGGCACUGCUGCCAGUUUCGGCUUGGAGACACUACAUCAGCGUAUGAUUAAGUUUGAUUCGACGAUGACUCAGAUGCAGAUGCACAGUAUGAUCACACAUGCGCAAGGUUUGCAGGAUGUCGUUAUAGCAUCGGACCCAGACUCGUACUGGGACGCCGACGAGGCGCUUGCCAGGCUCUCAGCGCGCGGCUUCCGUCUUUCAGAAAAGGACCGCUGGGAGAACAAUGGCAUUCUUGACCACCUGCUGGAAUGGUCCAAGGCUUCUGGCCCGAUAUUGUGGAUCGGUGGCUCCUGUGGUAACCAAGAAACCUGGGUCACCGAGUUAUCUCUCGACAUUGCCCACGUCCUUCUGUCCCAUAGGAUCAACGUUGUCUACAUCUUCUGUUCAGACUUCAUGGGAUGUUCCCAAACACUGACGCCAAAGCGACUGGUGCAAAUACUGAUUUGUCAGCUUCUCGAUAUGCAUCCAGAGAUUGCAUAUGGGAACCCUUCGUAUUUCAGCUUGACACGACUCAGAAACACGAAGACGUUCUCUGGGAUGUGGCAUAUAUUUGAGCGGUUAGUCAUGAGUCUCGGCGAAGUAUUCAUCUUGAUCGACAGAGUGGAAGCAUGCGCCGUGGACGAUGACGCUGACUUGAGGAACGACUUGAUCCCGUCCAUCAUGAAGCUGGCAGGGAAGUCUCGAGGUGUGAGGGGCAUAAUCACCAGUGAGUAUGAAGCACCCGAGCAGACGCUGAUGGAACAGGUCUAUAUCGAUACAGGGCGUCGCCCAGGCAUUGCCAAAGCAUAGCUGGAUAAUACAACUUGAUCAUUGGAAUGCAUCAAAUCAAAUUAUGAAUCCCCGUGAGAAUGUAAUUGAGAGACAUUAUGCGCUAGAGCCUCUUGCUGUUGGGUCACAAACAUGAGAGAAUAGGGUUACUGAAGUAUGAGCUGGCAAGUUCAACCUCAGUUUACGUUGAUAUUCUUUGAUGGUUUGCAGAGGCUCAUUACAGAAACGCUAAACUGAUCUCAGCCGAUCAAGACGCCUGGUGGCUGGAGUUUCUGCAUGAGCUAGUGCACGACAAGCUAGGCAGUUGGCACCUUUUUCAAGACCCGCGCGCACGUGAGAUGGGGAGACUGGGUACGGAAUUGAUACUACAGACAGGCCCUGGAGAGCAGCCUUUGGCCUGAGGGCAAGUUUAC